Molecule: messenger RNA, 1860 nt
Organism: Arachis ipaensis
Lineage: Eukaryota; Viridiplantae; Streptophyta; Magnoliopsida; Fabales; Fabaceae
Product: glucan endo-1,3-beta-glucosidase 13
Biological process (GO): carbohydrate metabolic process
Molecular function (GO): hydrolase activity, hydrolyzing O-glycosyl compounds
Source: RefSeq, a predicted model, not a curated record
UAUUACAAGCCAUAAAAAGAAUACAAACACCAACACCAACACCAAAGUGGCUUCAAUAGUUCAUUCUCUCUUCUCAAUUCUAAGUUCUAACUUCUGAUAAUAGAGCAAUGAAAAGGGCCUCUAGCUUCAUCUUUGCUGCUUCACUAUUCCUUCUGCUUCUGGAUUGUUGCUCUGGGAGUUUUGUUGGGAUCUGCUAUGGAAGAAAUGCUGAUGAUCUUCCAACACCUGACAAGGUAGCAAAGCUGGUUCAACUUCACCAAAUCAAGUAUCUUAGAAUCUAUGAUUCCAACAUACAGGUUCUUAAGGCUUUUGCAAACACUGGGGUUGAACUCAUGAUUGGGGUUCCGAAUUCGGACUUGCUGCCAUUCUCCCAGUUCCAAACCAAUGCAGACACUUGGCUGAAGAAUAGCAUCCUUCCUUACUAUCCGGCUGCAAAGAUCACAUACAUAACCGUCGGCGCAGAAGUCACAGAAAGUUCCAACAAUGUUUCUGCACUAGUAGUGCCUGCAAUGAAUAAUGUCCUCACUGCACUCAAGAAAGCAGGACUUCAUAAGAAGAUAAAGGUCUCCAGCACUCAUUCCCUCGGCGUUCUGUCUCGGUCAUUCCCACCUUCGGCCGGGGCUUUUAAUAGCAACCAUGCUCAUUUCCUCAAGCCACUGCUAGAAUUCUUAGCAGAGAAUCAGUCACCUUUUAUGAUUGAUAUAUAUCCUUAUUAUGCUUACAGAGAUUCCCCGAACAAAGUAUCCUUGGACUAUGCUUUGUUCGAGUCAUCCUCCGAAGUUAUUGAUCCAAACACUGGUUUGCUGUAUACAAACAUGUUUGAUGCUCAGGUUGAUGCUAUUUAUUUCGCGCUGACGGCCUUAAAUUUCAGAACAAUUAAGGUUAUGGUCACUGAAACAGGUUGGCCUUCGAAAGGUUCGCCAAAAGAGAAAGCCGCCACACCUGAUAAUGCACAAACUUAUAACACAAAUCUGAUAAGGCAUGUAAUCAAUGACACCGGCACCCCUGCAAAGCCUGGAGAAGAGUUAGAUGUUUACAUUUUCUCAUUGUUCAACGAAAACAGGAAGCCUGGUUUGGAAUCCGAGAGGAACUGGGGACUAUUUUAUCCGGAUGAGACGAAAGUUUACAGCCUUGAUUUCACCGGAAAAGAUGCUGCUGUUGACUCGACUAGUGGUGCGAAUGGAACCAGAACAAGUAAUGGAACAACAUGGUGCAUUGCUUCGAGUAAGGCCUCACAAGCUGACUUGCAGAAUGCCAUAGAUUGGGCAUGUGGUUCUGGCAAUGUGGAUUGCACUGCUAUCCAGCCAAGCCAGCCGUGCUUCGAGCCGGAUAACCUGGUCUCGCACGCAUCGUAUGCUUUUAAUAGCUAUUACCAGCAAAAUGGGGCUUCAGAUGUUGCUUGUAGUUUUGGAGGGUCUGGUGUUAUAGUUGAUAAGGAUCCAACCUAUGACAACUGCAUCUACAUGAGAACCGGAAUCAACACAACUGUUACAAGUAAUACAACAGCAAUAUCUUCAACUUCAACUUCAACUCCAACUCCAACUGCAUCAUCUUCUUCUGGGAGACAAAUUUUCACAUGGAUUUCCAGCUCUCUUCUAUUAACCUUUAUCUCCCUCGUAUAGAGAAUUUUGGGAUGAUGGGAAGGUAAAUUUUAGAAGCUAUAUUAUUGUUGUUGUUAUGAUGUGUUAAAAGAAUGAAAAUUUCUUUGCUCUAUAAGUGUAUGUGAAGAGAGUUCGGCUAUUUAGAGGCCUAUGUAGGGUGGAGCAAUCUCACUCCUAAUUUUGUAUUCCGAAUGAUUGGCCUAAGCAUUGGUGUAAUUAAUUGACUUUUUCUAUAAUUUAUGUUAUUUUUGUAAUAGCA